UGAACGUCGUGGAGGCCCUGCAGGAGUUCUGGCAGAUGAAGCAGUCGCGCGGAGCCGAUCUGAAGAACGGCGCCCUCGUGGUGUACGAGAUGGUCCCUUCCAACAGCCCCCCGUAUGUCUGCUACGUCACCUUGCCCGGAGGGAGCUGCUUUGGCAGUUUCCAGUUCUGUCCAACCAAGGCUGAAGCCCGAAGGAGCGCGGCGAAGAUCGCGCUGAUGAACUCGGUCUUUAACGAGCACCCGUCCCGCAGGAUCACGGACGAGUUCAUCGAGAAGAGCGUUUCGGAGGCGCUGGCGUCUUUCAAC
Molecule: messenger RNA, 305 nt
Organism: Mesitornis unicolor (brown roatelo)
Lineage: Eukaryota; Metazoa; Chordata; Aves; Mesitornithiformes; Mesitornithidae
Product: LIX1-like protein
Exons: 2
Biological process (GO): autophagosome maturation
Cellular component (GO): cytoplasm
Source: RefSeq, a predicted model, not a curated record